AUGUCACAUGAUCUGGACUGCACAUUUUACCUGGAGGAAGUGGUCAACGGGGAGGUCGAGAGGAUGCAGCUGUUUGUUGUCCGGGAGGGGGAGGAGGGUAUCAUUCUCAUCCAGCCUCACAACUUUACUGAGGUCACCAGCUAUAGGCCCGGUCAGUUUGACGUCAGCGAGCUGGACAACAUCCCGCGAGAGCAGUUCUUGACGAGAGAGGAGUGCGAGAUUUCCUUCAUGCGUACCGAGAGCAACGUCUACGUGGGGACGUUUCCCGACUGUCACCGCUACGUAGGAGGCUCCCCAGUGAAAUACGCCUUCACACUGUCGUGUCAUACCAUCGACGCCAUCGUCUACUGGACAUCGUCACGAGAAGAAAGUCAUCGUCUGCCCUACGACCAUCGUUUGAUUCAAUGUUUUACCUACCCUGAAUACAUGGCCAAGCUAUUUGUGAACUUCAAGCCUCCGUGUGACUAUCGUUGUACAGUUCAGUGAUUGAGAUA
Messenger RNA from Physella acuta, 494 nucleotides. RefSeq lists its product as uncharacterized. Lineage: Eukaryota; Metazoa; Mollusca; Gastropoda; Physidae. The record is from RefSeq and is a predicted model, not a curated record.